UGGCACGAGCCUGGUUCUCUGGUCCCACCGAAAUAAGCGAGUGUUUUUCAGAAAUGUCUGAGAGCAGCGAGCUGCAUUGAGGUUAUUUUCAUCACCGCUUGGGCUGCAUUAACUUCAUCCUGCAAGGUCAUACUGGGAUCUCUCACUAACUGGAUUGGGCGCAUGAUUGAAUGUUAUUUCUGUCGCAGAUGUGUACCCGCUCCUCUCGCCUAUGGAUCCUGUUUCACGCGGAUUUUCGUCGCGUGCACUGAAUUGAAUCUUAUGGCAGACAUCAGCCAUCGCCCAUCUCAUCCACUGUGAGAGAAAAUAACCCGACGGGAGCUUGGUGCCAUGAAAAACCAACAGCGACCAUCCCUGCUCGCCUUAUCGGCACUGCUGCUUUGCACGUUACCCCAGACAGCUGGGUCUCAUCAGCGCAACAGCUCAGCGGCAGCAGCAGCAGCAGCAUCAUCAACGUCCUCAUCAGAGGUGAGAGGAAGAAAUAAUGUGACCCACAACUGGCUCAGACAGACUAAUUUUACUCCCAGCAGUCAAAGCAGGCCAUCAUCAAAGCUGAAAGAGGGAACAGGCUACGUGAAAAGCUCCUCGUUCAACACAAGUCGAGGCAAUAAUAAUACUGUGAUAUCUGACAGUUCUGACAGGGCACCGAGAUGGAGCCCGGAGGAUGUGCCAUCACCUGUGUGUGCCUAUCGAGUGAUCGAGGGAGGCAUUGGGGGGCAGCUGUGCUUUCGGCACACUCUGUUUGGGUACAAGUGUCCUAAGGGAGAGUGCAGGACUGCGGUGUCUUUCGGGAACCUGGUGGCAAAUAUUCUCAUCAACGGCAGCGUACUGUUACAGUGGACCCACGAGUCAGAAUCCACAAAGACUAAAGAGCCCAGCAAUCCCGGGACAAAUGCAACAAAAGAGGAAACUCCGCGAUCAAACUCUCUUUUCAGGGGCCGACGCCACAGACGCGGAGGCUACGAGGUAAGCUGCUGGUGGAAUGGAAGCUACACUCAGUUUGAGUGCGCCGGUGUCCAUCUUGGGUCGGGUUGCAGGGACUUUCUGCUGUCCGAGCUGCACGAGAACAUCCCGUACCGCAUCUGUCUGCGUGCCCUGGGCCGCUCCGAGCCAGCCGAGAGGGCAGAGCAGCGGGACUGCGUGGAGUUUACUCUGCCGCCGUCAGGGAUGCAGGACAUUGUGAUCGCCAUGACAACAGUGGGCGGAGCUAUCUGCGUGAUGCUGGUCAUCAUCUGCCUGCUGGUGGCGUACAUCACAGAAAACAUCAUGAGCCCCACGGCGCAGCACACGUACUCCUACCGCACUCACUCACAUCACUGAUGCACUAAAAUGACCUACAUUAACAAGUACCAUGGUCAUACGUAAUCUCUAUGGGAGCUUGUUUCUACCACUGAAAAAAAUGGCAUUCAUAAAGAAAAAAAUUUAAGCUAUUUUUCUUAUAAUUAUGAGUUUGUUUUGAGAUAAUAACCCAACAUUUUGACUUAUGGAUGGCAGAAAAAUCUUUUUUUUAAGUGGCAGAAGCAACUUCCAUAAAUCUCACAGUCAAAGUUAAUGUCUAUAGUAGUUUUUUUUUUUUUCAAUAUGAUACACUCAUCCUGUAUUGACCUAACUGAAGCACAAUCUACUGUGGCUCUGCUAAUAACAUGCCUUUUGAACCUCAGCGAGGAUGCACUGAACCAAAAUAUACAAUUUGUGAAUACAGCAGAUUACUCUGUUAUGUUUCCUUUCAAGGCUGUUCAGGCAGCAUGUAUACAGCAAUACAAAUAAUGAAAUGGCUUUUAGUACAUCAGAAACAAGAGUUUUGCUAAAUGCGCAGCCUGUAAAAGUGUCCUUAAUGAGACACAGAAAAAUAACACUUUACUAGUUGCCACAUUUUUCCACUUGACUUUAUCAUAACAACACUGUUUUUGCUUUGCCAUUUUCUGAAGGGCAAUACAAUCUAGUGUACAAUCUCCAAAUACUGUGCCACACAUUUUCAGUUAAACGACCUUUCUGUCCUGCUGUCAGUGAAUAAA
Molecule: messenger RNA, 2015 nt
Organism: Archocentrus centrarchus (flier cichlid)
Lineage: Eukaryota; Metazoa; Chordata; Actinopteri; Cichliformes; Cichlidae
Gene: fndc10
Product: fibronectin type III domain containing 10
Exons: 1
Coding region: 331-1320 (329 amino acids)
Source: RefSeq, a predicted model, not a curated record